This is a messenger RNA of Herpailurus yagouaroundi (jaguarundi), 1107 nucleotides long. Its product is annotated as WD repeat-containing protein 5. Gene Ontology annotation, molecular function: histone binding. NCBI's taxonomy places the organism in Eukaryota, Metazoa, Chordata, Mammalia, Carnivora, Felidae. The coding region runs from base 477 to 1064 and encodes 195 amino acids. Gene Ontology annotation, cellular component: Set1C/COMPASS complex. The record is from RefSeq and is a predicted model, not a curated record. The transcript is spliced from 8 exons.
UCCCCAGGGCCCCCUCCCCCAGCGGCCAGGUGACAAGCCCUCAGCCCGGGGACUGGGACUUAUUUCUGCAACCAGCUCGCGUCUCCCCUGCUCUCCGCUGCUGCAAAGAAAGACCCCAGACCCACCGACGGGUACCUGGACGUGGCGCGCGGACCCGUGACGCUCUCCUCUUCUGCAGAAACGCCCCCUCCCCCUGUUGCUCACCCUCAGCCUCUCCCCCGAGAACCCGGGCUCCCCGGCUGUGGGGAGAGACCCCGGCUCCUGCUGUAGAGCCUCGGACCACUUCCAUUCUGGUGCGCCAGAGCCAUCUUGAGUGAUGGCAGAGGCGCUCCCUACUAGCCUUCUCGUGCCAGUUUCUACCUUCCCAGUCUCCCACUGUAGGUUUUGAGUAGCAGGCGGCUCUUCCCACUGUGAGUCUGCGCUUGGAGCCGUGAACUCCCCUGCUCGCGUCUCUCUGCCCGGUGGGCUUCAGAGCCAUGGCAACGGAGGAGAAGAAGCCAGAGACGGAGGCGGCCAGAGCACAGCCCACCCCUUCCUCCUCGGCCACGCAGAGCAAGCCCACUCCUGUUAAACCAAACUAUGCCCUGAAAUUCACCCUGGCUGGCCACACGAAAGCCGUGUCCUCCGUGAAAUUCAGCCCGAACGGCGAGUGGCUGGCGAGUUCGUCCGCUGAUAAGCUCAUUAAAAUUUGGGGAGCAUAUGACGGAAAGUUUGAGAAAACCAUAUCUGGCCACAAGCUGGGAAUAUCCGAUGUGGCCUGGUCUUCAGAUUCUAACCUCCUUGUUUCCGCCUCGGAUGAUAAAACCCUAAAGAUAUGGGACGUGAGCUCGGGAAAGUGUCUGAAAACCCUGAAGGGGCACAGUAACUACGUCUUUUGCUGUAACUUCAACCCCCAGUCCAACCUCAUCGUCUCGGGCUCUUUUGACGAAAGCGUGAGGAUAUGGGACGUGAAAACCGGAAAGUGCCUGAAGACUCUGCCUGCCCACUCGGACCCCGUCUCAGCUGUCCAUUUUAACCGGGAUGGAUCCUUGAUCGUGUCAAGCAGCUACGAUGGUCUCUGGUAAGUGCAGGCAUUUCCUUCAUCCGCUCGGCAAACGUGUGUUUGUU